This is a messenger RNA of Vitis riparia (riverbank grape), 2689 nucleotides long. Its product is annotated as probable GTP diphosphokinase RSH3, chloroplastic. Gene Ontology annotation, biological process: guanosine tetraphosphate metabolic process. The record is from RefSeq and is a predicted model, not a curated record. Lineage: Eukaryota; Viridiplantae; Streptophyta; Magnoliopsida; Vitales; Vitaceae. The transcript has 6 exons. Gene Ontology annotation, cellular component: chloroplast. Bases 301 to 2475 code for a protein of 724 amino acids.
CUGAGGAAAUCGCAGAGGGGACAGAAAGCGAAGCCAAAGAAGAAACCCUAAAAUCUCUCUCUCUAGAAUUUCACACUCUAGAUUCAACAAUAGCUCUUUUGACUCUCUUUCGUUGAAAAAUCAGGGUUAGGGAUUUUCUAAUUUUCUUCAAUUUGGGGCUUGAUUUUGACCUGUUUCUGACCAAAUUGUAUAUAUCAUAGUGGUGUUUGUUAGAGUUUUUUUUUGAGGGGUUUUGGAUCUGGGUCUUGUGUGUAAUUGCUUGAAAUUCAGAAAUUGAUCUGGGUUUGUUGUGAGGAAGCCAUGGCUGUUCCGACAAUUGCGUUGUACGCGAGUCCACCGAGCAGUGUUUGCUCGGCGUCGCACCCUUGCCAGAUCAACUCACACUCCUCGCACGAUUUCGAGCUGAAUUCGAGAUCUUCGUCGUCGGCGACGGCGUCUCCAUCGCAGAGGCCGGCCAUGGGGGGUCUCUCGUGCCUGUUCUCCUCGCCGGCGGUGAAGCACGCCGGCGGCGAAGAGUUGGGGUCGAUGUGGCACGACAGGGGCGAAGAGCUGAGCAGCUCCUUCUGCUAUUUGGGAUCGUCGUUGAAACGAGAUCGGAGCGAAUCAAGCCCGGUCUCGGUGUUUCAAGGCCCGGUUUCGUGUAGCAGCAGCGUUGGUGGGUCGUCCAGAAGCCCCCCGAUGAGAAUUGCCCGCGAAAGGAGCGGCGGCGAUGGGGUUUCCAGGGUUGGAACCAGUGGGUUGUUCAGUGGAUUUGUUAGAGGGGCUCUGGGUUCCUACAUCGAUUAUGAUUCGCCCACCUUUGAGAUUGGUGGUGGUGCCCUAAAUGCGGAUUCCUCAUCAGUUCUGGUAGAUGAAUUGACCUUCAAUAUGGAAGAUAAUUUUCCGGACAGUAACUCCGAGCCUCAUGUGAAAGAUUUGCUCUUGGGUGCUCAAUUGAGGCACAAAAUAUUCUCUGAGGAUUUCGUUGUCAAGGCUUUUUACGAGGCCGAGAGGGCGCAUAGAGGGCAGAUGCGAGCCAGUGGGGAUCCUUAUUUACAGCAUUGUGUGGAGACUGCCGUCUUGCUGGCGAAAAUUGGUGCGAAUUCAACCGUCGUUGUUUCGGGGCUUCUCCACGAUACCCUUGACGAUUCUUUUAUGAGUUACGAUGAUAUUUUUGGGACUUUUGGAGCUGGGGUUGCUGAUUUGGUUGAAGGGGUGUCUAAGCUAAGUCAAUUGAGCAAGCUAGCACGUGAUAACAAUACAGCAAGUAAAACGGUUGAGGCAGAUCGAUUGCACACCAUGUUCCUUGGCAUGGCAGAUGCCAGGGCUGUCCUCAUAAAGUUGGCAGAUCGAUUGCAUAAUAUGAUGACACUGGAUGCAUUGCCUUUGGGCAAGCAACAGAGGUUUGCUAAGGAAACUCUGGAGAUAUUUGUGCCAUUGGCCAACCGGCUAGGAAUCUCUACUUGGAAGGAACAACUAGAAAACCUGUGUUUCAAGCAUCUCAAUCCAGAUCAGCAUAAAGAACUAUCCUCCAAGCUUGUGAAGUCCUUCGAUGAGGCUAUGAUUACUUCUGCUAAAGAGAAAUUAGAGCCAGCCCUUAAGGAUGAAGCCAUUUCUUACCAUGUUUUAUCUGGGAGACACAAAAGCUUGUAUAGCAUUUACUGCAAAAUGUUGAAAAAGAACAUGACCAUGGAUGAGAUACAUGAUAUUCAUGGAUUACGAUUGAUUGUUGAAAAUGAGGAAGACUGUUAUAAAGCACUUGGAGUUGUUCACCGAUUAUGGUCUGAAGUGCCUGGAAGGUUCAAGGACUAUAUAAAGCAUUCCAAGUUUAAUGGGUACCGAUCUCUUCAUACGGUGGUGAGGGGUGAAGGCAUGGUUCCACUUGAAGUUCAAAUCCGAACAAGGGAAAUGCAUUUACAAGCUGAGUAUGGAUUUGCAGCUCAUUGGAGAUACAAAGAAGGUGACUGUAAGCACUCUUCAUUUGUGCUUCAGAUGGUUGAGUGGGCUCGAUGGGUGGUCACUUGGCACUGUGAGACAAUGAGCAAAGAUCAAUCACCUGUUGGCUAUGAUAAUUCCAUCAAGCCACCCUGCAAGUUCCCAUCUCAUUCUGAUGGUUGUCCAUUUUCUUAUAAACCGGACUGCAGCCAGGAUGGACCUGUCUUUGUCAUCAUGCUGGAGAAUGAUAAGAUGUCGGUCCAAGAAUUCCCUGCAAACUCAACCAUAAUGGAUCUGUUGGAAAGAACCGGGCGGGGAAGCUCAAGAUGGACGCCCUAUGGGUUUCCAAUCAAGGAAGAACUGAGGCCACGGCUGAACCAUGAGGCUGUGAACGACCCCACUUGCAAACUGAAGAUGGGGGAUGUGGUGGAGCUAACUCCGGCCAUACCAGACAAGUCUUUGAUAGUGUACAGGGAAGAGAUCCAGCGGAUGUAUGAGCGGGGCGUGAGCGUAUCGAGCAAAGGGUCUGCAGCUAGUAGCAUGGUUGGCUGGAGAAGUUAACCUUUGGUUUGUCUGUUGGUUUCUACCCUUAUAGAGUGCAUUACCAUUCAAUGAUAAUCAUUCUUGUAUAUACAUGAUAGAUAUUUGUACAGAAGAGCUUUAUGGUUCUGGUAUGAGUGGAAAAUUGACUAACUUAGAUUGACCAAGGACCAAAAGUUUGAUCUCCAGCUAUUGAUUCAUCGAUAUAAUAGAAUUCUACCUUGCCUCAGUCCAA